This is a messenger RNA of Delphinapterus leucas (beluga whale), 2233 nucleotides long. RefSeq names its product homeobox A1 (gene HOXA1). Gene Ontology annotation, cellular component: nucleus. Gene Ontology annotation, biological process: regulation of transcription by RNA polymerase II. The record is from RefSeq and is a predicted model, not a curated record. Gene Ontology annotation, molecular function: RNA polymerase II cis-regulatory region sequence-specific DNA binding; DNA-binding transcription factor activity, RNA polymerase II-specific. Lineage: Eukaryota; Metazoa; Chordata; Mammalia; Artiodactyla; Monodontidae.
AUUUUUCUUCUCCGGCCCCAUGGAGGAAGUGAGAAAGUUGGCACGGUCACCCAGGGCUUCGCAGGACCCGGUCACUCAGUGACAGAUGGACAAUGCAAGAAUGAGCUCCUUCCUGGAAUACCCCAUCCUCAGCGGUGGCGACUCGGGGACCUGCUCAGCGCGAGCCUACCCCUCCGACCAUGGAAUUACAACUUUCCAGUCGUGCGCGGUCAGUGCCAACAGCUGUGGCGGCGACGACCGCUUCCUAGUGGGCAGGGCGGUGCAGAUCAGCCCGCCCCACCACCACCACCAUCACCACCCCCAGCCGGCCACCUACCAGACUGCUGGGAACCUGGGGGUAUCCUACUCCCACUCGAGUUGUGGUCCAAGCUACGGCGCGCAGAACUUCGGCGCGCCUUACAGCCCCUACACGUUAAAUCAGGAAGCAGAAGUAAGUGGUGGGUACCCCUCGUGCGCUCCCGCUGUUUACUCUGGAAAUCUCUCAUCUCCCAUGGUCCAGCAUCACCACCACCACCAGGGUUAUGCCGGGGGCGCGGUGGGCUCGCCUCAGUACAUUCACCACUCAUAUGGACAAGAGCACCAGAGCCUGGCCCUGGCCACGUAUAAUAACUCCUUGUCCCCUCUCCACGCCAGCCAAGAAGCCUGUCGCUCCCCUGCAUCAGAGACAUCUUCUCCAGCACAGACCUUUGACUGGAUGAAAGUCAAAAGAAACCCUCCCAAAACAGGGAAAGUCGGAGAGUAUGGCUACGUGGGUCAACCCAAUGCAGUGCGUACCAACUUCACUACUAAACAGCUCACGGAGCUGGAGAAGGAGUUUCACUUCAACAAGUAUUUGACGCGUGCCCGCAGGGUGGAGAUUGCCGCAUCCCUGCAGCUCAAUGAGACCCAGGUGAAGAUCUGGUUCCAGAACCGCCGAAUGAAGCAGAAGAAACGAGAGAAGGAGGGCCUCUUGCCCAUCUCUCCAGCCACUCCGAUGGGAAGCGAGGAGAAGGCCGAGGAAUCCUCAGAGAAGUCCAGCUCCUCACCCUGCGUUCCUUCCCCGGGGUCUUCUACCUCAGACACUCUACCUACCUCCCACUGAGGCCGCCCCGGCCCCACUCUGCAGCCCAGGCUACUCCUCCGGCUGGGACUUCUUACCCAAAGCACAUUCUUAGCUUAUCUUCCUCUCCAUUUACAAUCUUUCUCUUCCUUUCUGAUCCUAUCUGGGGAACUCCUGGCCAGGAUAAUGGGUUUCCAGAGAAUUCUGGAUUAGAAACUUGAUGAGGGGGGAGGGGGUGUUAGCUCCGUAGCACAGAUUGAGUGCCAGCAUCAAUUUUCUGAUGGCACCUAACACCCCUACUUUUAGGAGAUUUCGACAGAACCUACUGUUCCUUUCAGAUGCCCUUUGGAAAAUAGUUUCCUCUGCCAGCCGAAACAUGUCAGAGCAAGGCCUCUCAUCUUUUAUCUAUCUGUAUAUUUACAGUUCUCCCCUACUUUGCCCUUAAAGUAGGCUAGAGAGAGAGAGAAGAGGGUCCAGGAGUUCAUGAAGAACAGAUACACUAUGAGAGUGUUUACACAAUUAAUUCAUCCCUUAAUUUAAUUCAGUUUUAUGUGUGUGAGUGUGCUGGUUGUAAAUGCUUUGUCCUGAAAGAUUUAUCUUUAUACAGAUUUUCUAGAAAUGUUUUGAUUAAGUGACCAAAACACAGUGGGCAAACUCUCAAAGCUGGUACAACUUUAUAUGUGAUUAUAGGUUAAAGAAUUAAAAGCUCUCCUUUAAAAUCAAUCAGAUGCCUCAGAUGGUAGCCUCAAUUUGUUCCUUCAGUGAGUUAAGAAGGCCUGCAGAACACAAGGGUCAGAAACCUUGCUUCCUGUGCUAAGUCUCUCCCCAUCCCCACUCCUUUCUUGUUUCUCUGGCCACACUCUAUCUAAAAUUUGUGCUGGAUUAUUCAGCAUCUAAAUGCAUUAUUCAAACCAGCUUCUUCCUUCCACAGUUAUCUUAGCUGGAUAUGAUAUAUUUUCAGCUCAAUUGUUAAUGUGAUGGAUGGCACAAUGAAUGUAUAUUUUGUGUGAUUCGUGAACAGUCUUUUGCAUGUCGCACAAUGUUUUGAUGUCCCUGAAGUACCACACUGAGUUCUAUCAGUUAUCCUUUGUGAUAUUCCCCAUUUCCUGUACAAUCAUGAACAGCUCAGAGAUCCCGGAGUGAUGUGAUCCAGAGCAGAAUUUACGGGUCUUAAGAUGUCUGUAAUAAAUAUAU